This is a messenger RNA of Brugia malayi, 1740 nucleotides long. It is a transcript of the gene Bma-fre-1, whose product is annotated as flavodoxin family protein. The coding region runs from base 1 to 1740 and encodes 579 amino acids. The transcript is spliced from 13 exons. The record is from RefSeq and is a predicted model, not a curated record. Gene Ontology annotation, cellular component: cytosol. NCBI's taxonomy places the organism in Eukaryota, Metazoa, Nematoda, Chromadorea, Rhabditida, Onchocercidae. Gene Ontology annotation, molecular function: flavin adenine dinucleotide binding; oxidoreductase activity; FMN binding.
AUGGAAAAGUUUUCCUCAUCUCUUCCUGCGUUGAAAAUUCUUUAUGGUAGUGAAACAGGUAAUGCGCAAGAUGUUGCGGAAAUGUUAUGGAAUGAUGCACGAUAUCGUAAUAUCCCCGCUGAAGUGUAUAAUUUUGGAGAUUAUGCAGUGCAGAAUUUGAACAAUGAAUAUUGUGUGAUAUUUGUAGUCUCAACCAGUGGACAAGGUGAAAUGCCAGCUAGUUUACGUUACAAUUGGAGAAUUUUAUGUUGUAAAACGUUACCAAAAAAUUUGUUACAAAAUGUUCACUUAGCUGUCCUUGGACUUGGUGACUCAACUUAUCAAAAAUAUAACUUUGCCGGAAAGAAGCUAUAUCGAAGAUUAAGCCAAUUAGGCUGUUCAUUUUUGAUGAACUUAGCUUUAGCAGACGAUCAACAUGAAUUAGGAAUUGAAGGAACAUACGAGCCUUUUCGGAAUGAAUUAUUUCAACAAAUCUGGGAAAUGAGGUUGUAUCCGGGUAUGAUUUUGAAUCCUGAUGAUAGCAAAUGUUUACCAUCACGUUAUGAAGUCAGUUACGAUGAAAAUUCUUCACCACUUUACAGUGAUAGCAAAGAAAAUUCUUUCGUAGAAACAACAGUCGUAAAUAAUAAACGAUUAACAGCGGAAACUCAUUUUCAGACACAAUUAUUGCUCUCCCCUUGCAGUUAUUCUCCUGGUGAUGUGAUAAUGGUACAUCCGAACAACUUGAACGAAACACUUAGUAUAGCUUACGAAGCACUCAAUAUUGAUGAUGAUUUGCUGAAUCGUCCUAUUACAUUACGCUCACGUGAAACAUGUAUUUCACUGCCUCCUUCUUAUCUUUAUAAAGACAAACUAUCUUUACGGCAAUGUUUUGAAUGUUAUUUUGAUUUGCAAAUGGUUCCACGCAGAUCAUUUUUUCGGACACUUGGAAAGUUGUCGACAAUAAACGAUGAGAAAGAACGACUUCUUGAAUUAGCGAAAGAUAUUGAUGAUUACAUGGAUUAUUGUUGGCGACCUAGGCGAACAAUUGCAGAAACAUUGCGAGACUUUCAUGCGACAGCUCGAGAUAUACCUGUGGAAAUGCUUUUCGAAGUUUUUCCUCUAAUUCGUCCACGAGCAUUCAGUAUUGCUUCAUGUCCAUUAACACAUGCAGCUAUCCAGUUGCUUGUUGCCAAAGUGGAAUAUAUAUCGAAACGAAUAACGGCUACACGAUUAGGUUUAUGUAGUAAUUAUUUAAGUCGAUUACAAGAGGGUGAUACUGUCCUGGUGAAAAUUCGUCCAGGAACUUUUAGAUGGCCUACCAAAAAUGACAGUUUAAUAUUGGUUGGACCUGGUACUGGAGUAGCACCGUUCCGAUCAAUUUUAGCUUAUCGUAAAAAACAAUUGCGUGAUGAGAAAGAAAAUUCAAUAUUAUUUUUUGGAUGUCGAGGAGCUCAGAAAGAUUUUUAUUUCGCUGAAGAAUGGCAAAUAUUGACAGAAGCUCGGAUCAUAACAGCAUUUAGUCGAGAUCAGCAAAAUAAGAUUUACGUACAAAAUAGGAUUGAAGAGUACGGUAACGAAAUAUGGAAUCUGUUAAAAAAUAAUAACGGUUAUCUUUUUAUAGCAGGGAAAGCUGGUGAUAUGCCAGUUGAAGUAACUGCAUGCAUAGAAAAGAUUGCUGAUGAAAACGGUGAAAAUGGUAAACAAUUCAUACAAAUGCUUGAAGCAAAAGGUCGACUACAAUAUGAAACAUGGAAUUGA